AUGACAUUCGUCCGUGUCGCCGCCCGCCGGCUGCCGCUGGCAAAGCGACUGGUUUCCGCUGUUGAGUCACCGCUGCAGCGCCGGUAUGCCUCUGCGGUUGCAGGAGCCCAGGAUGCAUUGAUCACACCUGACCCUGCCGCCGACUCCGUCUCCGUCGCCUUUGUCAAUGAGCGCGCCCCGUACCUCGUCCCUACCUAUGUUCGACCCAACCCGAUCAUGGUCAAGGGCAAGGGAAGCUACCUGUGGGACAUGGAGAACAGGCGAUACCUCGACCUCACAGCCGGAAUUGCCGUCAACUCUCUCGGCCACUGCGACCCCGAAAUUUCCAAGAUCAUCGCCGAGCAGGCGGAAACCCUCCUGCACGCCUCGAACCUGUACCACAAUGCCUGGGUCGGAGCGCUGAGCAAGGAUCUCAUCACACUCACCCGCGAGUCCGGCGCCAUGCGCGACGCUGCGCAGGUUUUCAUCGCCAACUCUGGCACGGAAGCCAACGAGGCUGCUAUCAAGUUUGCCCGUAAGACCGGCCGCGCCCGCGACCCCUCCGGCGCAAAGCACGAGAUUGUCUCCUUCCACAACUCCUUCCACGGCCGCACGAUGGGUGCGCUCUCCGCGACACCCAAUCCGAAAUACCAGACUCCCUUCUCGCCUAUGCUCCCUGGAUUCAAGUACGGGAAAUACAACGACGUCGCGCAGCUGCAGGAGCUUGUCACCGAUAAGACCUGCGGCGUCAUCGUCGAACCCAUUCAAGGCGAAGGCGGCGUCCACGUCGCGAGCCCAGAGUUCCUUGCCGCCCUCCGCAAGCGCUGCGAUGAGGUCGGUGCCGUGCUCAUCUUCGACGAGAUUCAAUGCGGUCUCGCCCGCACAGGCAGCUUCUGGGCACACGCCCACCCCUCCCUGAAACCCGAGAACGGCGAGUCCGCUCACCCAGAUAUCCUCACCACCGCGAAGGCUCUCGGAAACGGCAUCCCCAUCGGCGCAACAAUCGUCUCGGGCAAGACAGUCGCAGACAACAUCAAAGCCGGCGACCACGGCACCACCUUCGGCGGAAACCCUCUCGCCUGCCGCGUCGCACACCACAUCAUCCACCGCCUCGCCGACCCAGCCCUCCAGAAAUCCGUCCAAUCCAAAUCCGCUCUCCUGGUCGAGGGCUUCGCCGCGCUGAAGAAGAAGUAUCCGGACCUCGUCUCUGAAGUCCGCGGCCGCGGUCUUAUCCUCGGUCUGCAGCUUUCGGAGAGCUUCGCGCCCAGGGCUGCGGAGAUCGUCACUGCUGCGCGGGAACGCGGCAUGCUGAUUAUCACUGCAGGUGAGGGGUGCCUGCGGUUUGUGCCUCCAUUGACGAUUACCGAGGAGCAGUUGCGUACUGCUUUGCGGAUUCUCGAGCAGGCGUUUCAGGCCGUUGCAAAGGCAUAA
This is a messenger RNA of Aspergillus calidoustus, 1410 nucleotides long. The record is from the annotation of a GenBank genome assembly. Lineage: Eukaryota; Fungi; Ascomycota; Eurotiomycetes; Eurotiales; Aspergillaceae.